Messenger RNA from Lottia gigantea (owl limpet), 684 nucleotides. RefSeq lists its product as hypothetical. NCBI's taxonomy places the organism in Eukaryota, Metazoa, Mollusca, Gastropoda, Lottiidae. The record is from RefSeq and is a predicted model, not a curated record. The transcript is spliced from 6 exons. The annotation marks the transcript as partial.
AGUAUGUUGAAUUUUCAAGUUAGUAUGUUUAAUUUUCAAGUAAGUAUGUUGAAUUUUCAAGCUAGUAUGUUUAAUUUUCAAGUAAGUAUUAUGUUGAAUUUUCAAGUUAGUAUGUUUAAUUUUCAAGUAAGUAUGUUGAAUUUUCAAGCUAGUAUGUUUAAUUUUCAAGUAAGUAUGUUGAAUUUUCAAGCUAGUAUGUUUAAUUUUCAAGUAAGUAUGUUUAGUAUGUUGAAUUUUCAAGUUAGUAUGUUUAAUUUUCAAGUAAGUAUGUUGAAUUUUCAAGCUAGUAUGUUUAAUUUUCAAGUAAGUAUGUUGAAUUUUCAAGCUAGUAUGUUUAAUUUUCAAGUAAUUAGUAUGUUUAAUUUUCAAGUAAGUAUGUUGAAUUUUCAAGCUAGUAUGUUUAAUUUUCAAGUAAGUAUGUUGAAUUUUCAAGCUAGUAUGUCUAAUUUUCAAGUAAGUAUGUUUAGUAUGUUUAAUUUUCAAGCUAGUAUGUUGAAUUUUCAAGCUAGUAUGUUGAAUUUUCAAGUUAGUAUGUUGAAUUUUCAAGUUAGUAUGUUUAUGUUGAAUUUUCAAGUUGGUAUGUUUAAUUUUCAAACUAGUAUGUUUAAUUUUCAAGCUAGUAUGUUGAAUUUUCAAGUUAGUAUGUUGAAUUUUCAAGUUAGUAUGUUGAAUUUAGUAACUUGA